UUGUUUAUCGUGAACCAUCGUCAUGCCUAGAGAACGCGAUCCUCUCGUUGUUGGUCGUGUCGUAGGGGAUGUAUUGGACCCAUUCACAAGAACUAUUGGCCUAAGAGUUAUAUAUAGGGAUAGAGAAGUUAAUAAUGGCUGUGAGCUUAGGCCUUCCCAACUUGUUAACCAGCCAAGGGUUGAAGUUGGAGGAGAUGACCUACGUACCUUUUUCACUUUGGUUAUGGUGGACCCUGAUGCUCCAAGUCCGAGUGAUCCAAAUCUGAGAGAAUACCUUCACUGGUUGGUAACUGAUAUUCCAGCUACCACAGGUUCAAGUUUUGGGCAAGAAAUAGUGAGCUAUGAAAGUCCAAGACCAUCAAUGGGAAUACAUCGAUUUGUAUUUGUAUUGUUCAGACAAUUAGGUCGACAAACAGUGUAUGCUCCAGGAUGGCGUCAGAAUUUCAAUACAAGAGAUUUUGCUGAACUCUAUAAUCUUGGUUUACCUGUUGCUGCUGUCUACUUUAAUUGUCAAAGAGAGACUGGCAGUGGUGGACGUAGAAGGUCUGCUGAUUGAU
Solanum verrucosum is the source of this 557-nucleotide messenger RNA. Its product is annotated as protein HEADING DATE 3A-like. The transcript is spliced from 4 exons. The record is from RefSeq and is a predicted model, not a curated record. Lineage: Eukaryota; Viridiplantae; Streptophyta; Magnoliopsida; Solanales; Solanaceae. The coding region runs from base 23 to 556 and encodes 177 amino acids.